CCUCUUUCUACCACCAAACGCAUCUUAUCCAAGAUCCCACUGGCCACUAAAUCGCAUGAAAAUAUCUACACCAUUCCCAACAUUCUCACCUUCUCGCGAUUAGUUGCCGCGCCCGUGGUGGGGUAUCUGCUCGUCCACGACUACCAUGCAGCUGCGUUGUCACUAUUUGCAUAUGCAGGUAUCACGGACCUCGUCGAUGGUUGGAUUGCGCGGAAGUGGCAGCUGCAGACGGUAGUGGGGACGAUUAUUGACCCGAUGGCCGAUAAGCUGCUGAUGACGAUUGGCGUGGCCUGUUUGGCGGUGAACGGGUCACUUCCUGUAUGGCUGGCUGUGAUUAUUCUUGGCCGUGAUGUUGGCCUCGCCAUCUCGGCAAUCUAUUACCGAUGGAUCUCUCUUCCGGAGCCCAAGACCAUGGCCCGAUACUGGGAUUUCUCCCUGCCAUCGGCGGAGGUCAAGCCUACAGAGAUCUCCAAGAUUAACACGGCGUUGCAACUGGUGUUGGUGGGUAGUGCGAUUGCCCUGCCUGUGGUUCCGGAGACAAUCAUUACGGCCUGGCACUUGAGCGAGGCUAUGACUGGAUUCCAGUGA
This is a messenger RNA of Penicillium cosmopolitanum, 588 nucleotides long. Its product is annotated as cardiolipin synthase. Gene Ontology annotation, biological process: cardiolipin biosynthetic process. Lineage: Eukaryota; Fungi; Ascomycota; Eurotiomycetes; Eurotiales; Aspergillaceae. The transcript has 2 exons. The annotation marks the transcript as partial. Gene Ontology annotation, cellular component: mitochondrion; membrane. The record is from RefSeq and is a predicted model, not a curated record. Gene Ontology annotation, molecular function: cardiolipin synthase activity.